CCUAACACCUACAUCAUACGGCUUGAUAGUGUUAUGAAUAUAGCCUUUCACAUUGAAAUCCUUACUCUGAUCCGUCCGUCAUGGACGACAUUCGUAGUGUCCGCUGGAUCGUCUUUUUCCUCCUGCUGGGUAUUGUUUCUGUUUCGAAUCUCGAGCUCAUUGACCCCGAGCAUAACGGACCUGAGGAGCACGGACAUGAAGUACAUGAACUACACGAACAUGAAGUACACGAAGAGGAACACGGUGAUGAAAGAGAACACAAAGUAGACAGACAUGAAGAACACGAAGGGCGUGGACAUAAGGAGAAUGGACAUGAAAUAGAACACGAAGGUCAUAAACAUGAAGAACACGAAGAACAUGGACAUGAAAUAGAACACAAAGGGCAUGAACAUGAAGAACACGCAGAGCAUGUGGAUGAGGUACACGAAGGGCAAGGACAUGAGGAACACGGACAUGUGAUAGAACACGAAGAGCACGGAUUUGAAGAACACAAAGAGCAUGGAGAUAAGAAACACGAAGGGCAUGGACAUGAGGAACACGGACAUGAAGAACACGAAGAACAAGGACAUGAGGAGCAGGGAGAUGAAAUAGAACACGAAGGGCACGGACAUGAAGAAUACGAAGAGCAUGGACAAGAGAAGCACGGACAUGAAAUAGAACACGAAGGGCACGGACUUGAAGAACACGUAGAGCAUGGACAUGUGGACCACGGACAUGAAAUAGAACACGAAGGGCACGGUCUUGAAGAACACGAAGAGCAUGGACAUGUGGACCACGGACAUAAAAUAGAACACGAAGGGCACGGACAUAAAGAACAUGAAGAGCAUGGACAAGUGGACCACGGACAUGAAAUAGGACACGAAGGCUACGGACAUGAAGAACACGAAGCGCAUGGACAUGUGGAACACGUACAUGAAAUAGAACAUGAAGGGCACGGACAUGAGGAGCACGGACAUGACGAUCACGAAGGGCAUGGACAUGAGGAGUAUGGACAUGAAGAACACGAAGAGCACGGACAUGAAGUAGAACACGAAGGGCACGGACAUGAAGGACACGAAGAGCAUGGACAUGUGGACCACGGACAUGGAAUAGAACACGAAGGGCAAGGACAUGAAGAACACGAAGAGCAUGGACAUGAUGGACACGAAGAGAAUGGUGGUGAGGAGCAUGGGCAUGAAAUUGAACAGGAAGGGCACGGACAUGAAGGACACGAAGAGCAUGGACAUGUGGACCGUGGACAUGAAAUAGAACACGAAGGGCACGGACUUGAAGAACACGAAGAGCAUGGACAUGUGGACCACGGACAUGAAAUAGAGCACGAAGGGCACGGACAUGAUGGACACGAAGGGAAUGGAGAUAAGGAGAAUGGGCAUGAAAUUGAACACGAAGAGCACGGACAUGAAGAACAUGAAGAGCAUGGACAUGAGGAGCACGGUCAUGAAAUAGAACACGAAAUAGAGCAUGGACAUGUGGACCAUGGACAUGAAAUAGAACACGAAGGGCACGGACAUGAAGAACAUGAAGAGCAUGGACAUGUGGACCACGGACAUGAAAUAGAACACGAAGGGCACGGACUUGAAGAACACGAAGAGCAUGGACAUGUGGACCACGGACAUGAAAUAGAACACGAAGGCCACGAGCAUGAUGGACACGAAGAGAAUGGUGAUGAGGAGCCUGGUCAUGAAAUUGAACACGAAGGGCACGGACAUGAAGGACACGAAGAGCAUGGACAUGUGGACCUCGGACAUGAAAUAGAACACGAAGGGCACGGACUUGAAGAACACGAAGAGCAUGGACAUUUGGACCACGGACAUGAAAUAGAGCACGAAGGGCACGGACAUGAUGGACACGAAGGGAAUGGAGAUGAGGAGCAUGGGCAUGAAAUUGAACACGAAGAGCACGGACAUGAAGAACAUGAAGAGCAUGGACAUGAGGAGCACGGUCAUGAAAUAGAACACGAAAUAGAGCAUGGACAUGUGGACCACGGACAUGAAAUAGAACACGAAGGGCACGGACAUGAAGAACAUGAAGAGCAUGGACAUGUGGACCACGGACAUGAAAUAGAACACGAAGGGCACGGACUUGAAGAACACGAAGAGCAUGGACAUGUGGACCACGGACAUGAAAUAGAACACGAAGGGCACGGACAUGAUGGACACGAAGGGAAUGGAGAUGAGGAGCAUGGGCAUGAAAUUGAACACGAAGGGCACGGCCAUGAAGAACAUGAAGAGCAUGGACAUGAGGAGCACGGUCAUGAAAUAGAACACGAAAUAGAGCAUGGACAUGUGGACCACGGACAUGAAAUAGAACACGAAGGGCACGGACAUGAAGAACACGAAGAGCAUGGACAUGUGGACCACGGACAUGAAAUAGAACACGAAGGGCACGGACAGGAAGAACACGAAGAGCAUGGACACGAGAAGCACGGUCAUGAAAUGGAACACGAAGAGCACGAGCCAUUCGGGCAACUAGAUCCUAAGAUUGAGCAUGCCGAGCAAGAGCAUGAGGAUCAUGAGCUCAAGGUUGAGCAGCACGAUCUUUUAGAGCAAGAGCACUUGUAUCACGUUGAUAUAGAGCACGAGGUCGUGGAGGAAGAAGGUGAUCCUUCGGUCUUGAAAACAGAUGAUGACAAUUGCGAAUUUCCUUUCUUUGAGGCAACCACUCCAGCUCCACCACCACACCUCAUCAUAUAUCCCCGCAUUCCGCCCUAUACCAUCUACUGCGAUGUCAUCGCUGAACGUAGGAUAAAGGACCCGCUAAGGAUUAGAUUUCCCUUUGCGAAGAAAGGUCAAGAUUAUAUCCUGGUAAUGUUGGAUCCUGAUCUGAUACCGGCUCCAUUUGUUCACUGGAUUGUCGCCAACAUUCCUGGUCGGCUCCUAUUAAGUAAACGCGGAGUUUACGUCAACCGGGAAGAUUUUGUUAUACUUGAAUACGUGCCGCCAAAUCCACCAAACGAGCAACACAGAUACCAGUUUAUGCUGUACGAACAGGAAGAGCCAAUCAGUUAUGACCUAGGCACUCGCUUAUGGAUGCUGAUAAAUCGUUCGCCAUUCUCGGAGUACGUCUUCAUUGAUGACCUUGAUGAUGACAGCAUAGUCAACAAGACCAUGCCAGUUGGCUACUUCCAGUACAACGCCUACAUGGAUGAGGACAGCAAGUGUGUCCAAGGCGAGGAGUAUGAUUGGGAUAAAUGCCGGCGAUGUAAGGAUAUCAAGAUGGAGUUAAGCAAUUUCCACAACUGCACGGAGUUCGUGCAAAAUGUUGUACAGAGCAUAACAUAUUCUAUUGAUAUGCAUUUCCCCAAUAUCUUCAUUCGUGGGCCGAUUCCGCCAUAUGUGAAAGCGUAUAAACAUGUCAUACGGCGAACGAUUCGCAGGCAACUUUCGAGAGCUUUAUGCCACAUGGAUUGGGACAUGAUGAGGGGAUAUGCGUAUGGUGGAACCCAUAAAUGUAUGAAGGUCUUUACAAGAACUCUUCAGGAUGCUGAACAGCAGGCUUCCAGCAAGAUUAAAUAUGUCAAACAACAUUUCAACAAAAAGAAAUUCAAGUUGGGUAAACAAAAGGCCAUCAAAGAUGCUGAAUUCGGUACUUUUGAAAAGACCUUUGCCAAGGGCAAGUACAGAUUUGUGCGGCCUCUGUGCCAAUGGCUUUGCAGAAAGGUUGGAAAGUACUUUUAUGAUUAUCUCGAUUACCAUAGACGGCGAGCUUAUGGAUAUUAAACUACGUGUGUUUUAUUCAAUUAAUUGAUUCCGAACUCAACUGAGGUAUGUGCUUUUCCCACUAAUCACCGCGAGGGUGGGGCUAUGAUGGUGGCCUAACCGAGUCACCGCGCCGAGGUUCAGGGCGAAAUGACAGGUCCACGCGAGCAGUUUUUGAUGAGAAACUCAAUGCCGAAAUUGAGGUACAUUUUUUCUCUCAAAAAACAUCUCAAACUCAAUAUUGAAAUGUGAUUUUGACUGCUUCAGUUUUUUAUACCCACCUAAUCGGUUAGAUGGUUGCCCAGUCAAAACCGCUGCUGCCAAAAUGAGGUACAGUACAGUGCAUAAUAGAAUAUGAAGAGUGCUACAUUUUAUCCAUUUGCAUGUCAAGUCAAAUCCGUCAGGAGACACUCAGAAUCAACGAACAUGUAUCUAAAACGCUGCGCAAAGGAGCGAUUUCCAUCACAUGCUGCGACCUGCCACGUUACCUUGACAACAUGACGAUUGUGAUUGGAAAGCAGACGCCGAUUGGUAAUGGUAUUGGAAAACACAUCCAUACCGGUUCUCACUCUGAUCAGUAAAAUAAAACAUUUUUCGCAUGCAAUCUUGUCUCGCGCACUGACUGAAUUUUAUUUUUUAGUCAGGGUUUUGUUUAUUUACCUCUCCACAGCAGGCACAUCUCAAUGUGUAGCAUGAUCUUUACUUCCCGUC
Messenger RNA from Lineus longissimus, 4409 nucleotides. Its product is annotated as sarcoplasmic reticulum histidine-rich calcium-binding protein-like. The transcript is spliced from 4 exons. Lineage: Eukaryota; Metazoa; Nemertea; Pilidiophora; Heteronemertea; Lineidae. The record is from RefSeq and is a predicted model, not a curated record. Bases 81 to 3719 code for a protein of 1212 amino acids.